GCGUAAGUCGAACAAUUAUGACAGUUGACAUUUGUUUCAAUAGAAAAUAACAGUGAAGUUAGGCAUUAAUCUACUUGGAGAGUGCCGAUGUUUUACCGCGACAUUUUCGCGCGGAAAGCCGGGCGCUAUCGAGCCGUGAAAAGCUAAUAGAAAUGUGGAAAUAUAAAAAAAUACAUUUUGUGUAAUUUUUUCUUUUAUUACAAGUGUUUGUAGUACCAGAAGUGUAAAAAGCUUAUUUAAAUUUGUGCUAAUUUUGUAGAAACUCGUCCUCUCAUAUCUAGUGCAUAUGAAAUUUUUGCUUUUUGGAUUUGAAUCUAUUUAUUGAAUGACCAGGCACUGGAGAUAAGGUGCCAGCAAAUUUGUCCCACCUACAAUGGAACAAACUGGUGAAGACAAUGAGAGACGUGUGAACCUAAAAAGGAAAAGAAUUUCCUGUGACGAUGAGGUAGAAAAUGUCCCACCAUUAAAAAUAUCCUCGAAGUUAGAAGAAGAACUUAAUGAUCAACCAGCACAAAAUGUGGUAGUCGAAUCCUCAUCCUGCUCGAGUGAUGAUGAAGGCUCCCACUAUGAGAACAUUGAACAACCUCAAAGUGUAUACACUGAUUUAGAUUAUAAUCCUGAUAGUUUCUUAAGUCCGCAAAGCAUAACUGAAUUGUCCAGUUGUGUACUAAGUCCUUUAGAAAAUGUGGCAAGAGGAGAGUCUACCCCACACUCUAACAAGAGGCCCAGCACAAAUAAAUCAGAAUGUCCCUUACCACCCAAACGCAAGUGCCCUCUCCCUGGACUCUCCUGGGCUGACCCCUCAGAUGUUUGGAACAGCCUAUGCGCUUGUGAUGCUAAAUCAAGGCUACAGAAGAACCCUAAUAUGUUUGAGAAACACCCUAAUCUUCAACCCCGUAUGAGAGCAAUCCUUCUAGAUUGGUUGAAUGAGGUGUGCGAGGUGUACAAACUGCAUAGAGAAACGUUUCACUUGACAGUAGAUUACAUAGACCGAUUUCUUACAAACACAGAAGACUUACAGAAAAGUCGGUUACAGCUUAUUGGUAUAACAUGUUUAUUCAUUGCUGCGAAAGUGGAAGAAGUUUACCCUCCGAAGAUCGGGGAGUUCGCUUACGUGACGGACGGAGCUUGCACCACGGAGGAAAUACUGGAGCAGGAGUUGUUAAUCUUGAAGAUAUUGUCGUGGAACUUGACGCCUAUCACGAUCAACAGCUGGUUGAAUAUUUACAUGCAGCUGGCUAGUGAGGGGCGCAGUGCUAAGCGCAGGCUCGUCGGAGAGAGCGAUAUUGGCGCGAACGAACUCAGAGGGUACACGUUCGUGUUCCCGCAGUAUUCCUCGCUGGAGUUCGUAGUGUGCGGCCAGCUGAUCGACCUGGCAGUUCUACACGUGGAUGUAAACACAUUUUCCUACAGUGUGGUCGCCGCUGCAGCGAUUGCGCAUUCCUUCACCAAGGAUCUGGCUGUCAGGGUAUCAGGAUACAACUGGUCGAGCGUGAGCGAUUGCUAUGCUUGGCUGGAGCCAUUCGUGCGCGUGGUGCGGGCCGAGGGAGCCGUCAGCAUCGUGCGCGGUGGAGACGGGGAGUUUGUGCAACACUCCGCCGGACUGCAGGACAUAUGCCCCGCGCUCAACAUGGACGAGAGCCACCGCAUCCAGUCGCACAACGUGUCGCUCGACAUGUUUGACAAAGUGUACCAGUUACUACAAGAAGAGUCGCAGAGUGAGACCGCUAGUACUUCGCACGUUUUCCCCCCGACGCCGCCGCAGUCCGGACACAAGAGCCCUAAAACCACACCCACGAAGACACCUUCCACCAGGCACACCCACACAGUAUACGAAGCGCAAGAGUAGCCAAUAUAGAGUGCGAUACGAACUUUUUGGAAGUUGUGAAGUCAGCAAUGAGGUUUUAAUAAUAGUAGGGUAGACCGUAUAAGAUCGACCUUCAUCGAUCUGAUAACUCGAUGAGACAUAUUUUUUAUCAAUUAAAAUUUAUAAAAAAAUAUGCCUCUGAUUACUUACCUAUCGAAAAGUGUUCAUAGCUAUUUUUAAUUUAAUUAAUUUUUAUCAAUUUUCUUUCAUCACCUUCACUCUUAUGAUAACCGAAUGAUAGUUCUCGUAGUAUCUCAACUGAUACUUUUUAACACACAGAACAUGCCAAGGUAGGCUCGCCUACUUAUUUCUGUACAUGGUUACGUAGCAAGCGG
This is a messenger RNA of Chilo suppressalis (striped riceborer), 2202 nucleotides long. NCBI's taxonomy places the organism in Eukaryota, Metazoa, Arthropoda, Insecta, Lepidoptera, Crambidae. The record is from the annotation of a GenBank genome assembly.